UGCGUAUGUGGACAUGGUGGCGCAAUAGCUUUCGCUACUUGGUUGUCACAAUUGGUUUUUUCUGUCUUCUGUCGGUAAAUUCAAAUCAUACUAUAAUCAACUUCACUUUCAUAUGCAUGUCAAGUGAUUAUUCAAAAAACUACUCUGGUAGUGGUAAAAGCCCUCCUAUUGACUACACUCCAACAGAGAAAAGCGCAGUCAUUUGGGCCGUACCACUGGGAACACUGCUAGGAUCAAUUCCAAUCAACUACUUUUAUACACAGUAUGGUGCAAAAUGGCCAUUUCUUGUAGCGGGAGUAGUAUCUGCUUUAGCCACAGCGAUGAUACCAGCAGCUGCUGUGUUCAACCUAGGAGCACUAAUGAUGCUGAGAUUUACGCAGGGAUUAGCGUUUUCUGGAAAUUUUGGAGCUAUUGGACUAAUAUGUGUUCGAUGGGCUGCACUUACUGAAAUGAGCAUUUUCCUUAGCGUCCUGACAAGCUUCACUCCUGUCUCUGCAGUGAUUACAAAUCCUGUCGCUGCUUGGAUGUGCAAAACUUACGGUUGGCCUAUGGCUUUCUACGCUCAUGCUAUGUUUGGCUUGAUAAUAUUCUUACUUUGGGUACUGCUUUACGCAGAUAACCCCCAAAAACACCACAUCAUUACGAAGAAAGAACUGGCAUGCAUACGAAAAGGGAAAACAAAGGAGCAUGUUGAGGGAGACACAUUUGUUCCAUAUAAGGACAUUAUCUUGGACAGAGUGGUGUUAAUAAUAUGGUUAAAUGCAUUUUGCUGCAUGACAGCCCUCACAUUUGUAUUGACCUAUGCUCCACUCUAUUUUCGGAAGGUACUCAAAUAUGACGUAGGUGUUGCGGGCACACUUUCCUCGGUUGCAUCUUCCAUUCACCUACCACUCAAGCUUGUCAGCGGAAUUAUCAGUGACCGACUAAACAUCAUUUCUGAACGAUACAAAAUGUGGUUUUUCAAUACUAUCUCUAUAGGUGUAGCCGGUUUAUGCAUUCUAUUGAUUGGGGUUUUUCCUCCUGAUUGGCCCACGGCUGGCUUUGCCAUGUUCGCUCUAGACAAUACAGUCAUGGCAUUGACUGCAGGAGCAUUUUACAAAUGCGGAACUUUAUACGCGAGGCAGUAUUCACAUGUGUUAGUUACGGUGAUACAGUUUAUGAAAUGCGUCGGCAUGUUUGUUGCGGCUGGCUUGUUCUGGCUAUUCGUAGAAGAUGAAAGUAAUUACAACGAGUGGCGCUACGCCUAUUGGUUACAAGGAACCUUUCUUAUUAUUGCAAAUGUUCUGUUUUAUGCGGUUGCUACCGAUCAACCGGCAGCUUUCACUCUCAUAACUAGAGCAACAAGGAAGGAUGAGUCAACUCAAGGUUAAUAAUUGAUGAACUGGAAGAUCCUCGGCAACUCUG
Molecule: messenger RNA, 1404 nt
Organism: Cylicocyclus nassatus
Lineage: Eukaryota; Metazoa; Nematoda; Chromadorea; Rhabditida; Strongylidae
Source: the annotation of a GenBank genome assembly